Messenger RNA from Mangifera indica (mango), 1369 nucleotides. Its product is annotated as monooxygenase 2-like. Gene Ontology annotation, molecular function: FAD binding. Lineage: Eukaryota; Viridiplantae; Streptophyta; Magnoliopsida; Sapindales; Anacardiaceae. The transcript has 6 exons. Bases 58 to 1302 code for a protein of 414 amino acids. The record is from RefSeq and is a predicted model, not a curated record.
ACUAUCAUAUUUCACAACCCUCUACUCAAUUUGCUUUACUUUAGAGCCAGAGAUUAAAUGGAAAAAGUGGAAGAUAUUGUGAUUGUCGGAGCUGGGAUUGCAGGCCUCACAACUUCUUUAGGACUUCACAGGCUGGGAAUUCGAAGCUUGGUGCUCGAAUCAUCAGAGAGUUUGAGGGUCACUGGAUUUGCCUUCACAACCUGGAGUAAUGCCUGGAGGGCCUUGGAUGCUCUUGGAAUUGGUGACUCUCUUCGCCAACAACAUCUACGCAUACAAGGAAUAAUAGUUACCUCCUCUACAUCAGGAAAACCCUCUUCAGAGAUAUCCUUGAAGGUCAAACGCGAAUACGGAGAAAAUGAAGUUAGAUGUGUGAGAAGGAAGUUGUUGUUGGAAGCACUUGCAAGGGAACUCCCUAGUGGCACCAUCAGGUUCUCCUCAAAGGUGGUUUCUGUAGAGGAAUCAGGCUUUUUCAAGCUGCUGCAUCUAGCUGAUGGAAGUAUCAUCAAAAGCAAGGUGUUGAUUGGGUGUGAUGGAGUGAAUUCAGUGGUGGCAAAAUGGCUUGCCUUCAAGAAACCAGCUUUUGUAGGAAGAAAUUCCAUCAGGGGAUUCUUAGAGUUCAAGGACAGUCAUGGCUUUGAAUCCAGAUUCCUGCAGUUCUUUGGAAAAGGCAUUCGAUCCGGUUUCCUCCCUUGUGAUGAUAAGACUGUUUACUGGUUUUUCACUUGGUGUCCAUCCAGCCAAGAUAAAGAAGUAGAGGAUGAUCCUGCUAAGAUGAAGCAAUUCGUGUUGCAAAAGUGUCACGACUUUCCUGAUCGAGUAAAGGCUGUUGUUGAUAACACUCCACUGGACAGUAUAAUAUGCUCACCACUAAAGUCAAGAUAUCCAUGGGAACUUCUAUUUGGAAACAUUAGCAAAGGCAAUGUCUGUGUAGCUGGAGAUGCACUUCAUCCCAUGACACCAGACAUUGGCCAAGGUGGGUGCUCAGCCUUAGAAGAUGGCAUUGUUUUAGCCAGGUGCAUUGCAGAGGCCCUAAAGAAAAAGUCUAGCCGAGAGAUUGAAGAAUCAGCCAUAGGUGGAUUGCAGAAGGAUGAGUUUAACAGAAUUGAAAUGGGAUUGAAGAAGUUUGCCAAAGAAAGAAGAUGGAGAAGCUUUGAUCUCAUCACAACAGCCUAUGUGGUUGGUUCUAUACAACAAAGUGAAGGGAAGAUUAUGAACUUAUUGAGAGACACCAUAUCUAAAUAUCUAGCUGGGUUGUUGAGUAAGAAAGCUGAUUUUGAUUGUGGAAAGCUCACCAUUUCUUGAAUGUUGCAGCUUUUAAGAAAAAUGACUAGUUUGAUUAAUGAAUAAGAUGAACCAUCAAUUUUAUUUA